ACUCCCCACCCCCCUGCUGCUGCUGCUGUUGCUGCUGCUGCUCCUGCUGCUGCUGGGCUCGCUAUUGCCGCUCGCUCCAGCUGAGCCCUGAGUAGCAGCAGGACCAGGGCAGGGACUGACUCCAGUCCUUGGACUUAGGACACCGCAGCCCCUUCCCUUACGUGCGUGACUCAUUCGCAUAUCAUUUCUGUUUAUGCCUGGGGUGGGGAGAAAAAUCCCAAACCAGGUACUGUUUCGCCUUCUUGCUGCUGUGGAGAAAGAAGUCUGAAGGUUCUGACUUCUCCUUCUUUGUGUAGAACCUAUUUGCUUUUCCCCCGGAUGACAACUACUGGAAGGGAUCUUUUCUUUGUCUGACGUUUUCUGAAAUUUCAUAAAAUCGUUACAGAGCCGUGUAAAUGAGUAUGGAAGAUUAUGAUUUCCUGUUCAAAAUUGUUUUAAUUGGCAACGCUGGAGUGGGGAAGACGUGCCUAGUCCGACGAUUCACUCAGGGUCUUUUCCCCCCAGGUCAAGGAGCCACAAUUGGAGUUGAUUUUAUGAUUAAGACAGUGGAGAUUAAUGGUGAAAAGGUAAAGUUACAGAUCUGGGACACUGCAGGUCAAGAGAGAUUUCGUUCAAUCACCCAAAGUUAUUACCGCAGCGCCAAUGCCUUGAUCCUUACCUAUGACAUCACCUGUGAGGAAUCCUUCCGUUGCCUUCCUGAGUGGUUGCGAGAGAUAGAACAGUAUGCUAGCAAUAAAGUCAUCACUGUGUUAGUGGGUAACAAGAUUGACCUAGCUGAAAGGAGAGAGGUCUCUCAGCAGAGGGCUGAGGAAUUCUCAGAGGCUCAGGACAUGUAUUACCUGGAAACAUCAGCCAAGGAAUCUGAUAAUGUGGAGAAACUCUUCCUUGACUUAGCAUGCCGACUCAUCAGUGAAGCAAGACAGAACACACUGGUGAACAAUGUAUCUUCACCCUUACCCGGAGAGGGGAAAAGCAUCAGCUAUUUGACUUGUUGUAAUUUCAACUAAAGGCUGAGGCAAAGAGAAUCAAAGGGAAUCAGUAGUUGCCUUGGUGGGCCGUAUGUUGCUAGGGAAUCUGGCAAUGACUAUGGCUCCUGCUCUUGGACCUUCUGACUCCUGUAGGCUCCAGAGCUUACAAAGCAUGCAGGCCAAGGGCCUCGACUGCAGGCCAGCAUUAGCAGAACACAUAAUGGUUUCAGUCUUUUGCAGUCUGGCAUUGGAGCAAGGAGAAAAUUGCACUAAGUGCUCCAUGAUCUGCAGAGCAUGUUGCUUUUGUUUUUAAAAAAGCAAGUAAAAGUGCAUUCCUGAACACAGUGCAGGGGAUCAUGUACUGUAGGAAUCCCUCCUGUGUGUCAGCGGGUGCAUGUGGGGCUGAUCUUUAGGCUUCAGUGGUAAUCUGGUGCCCAUGGUUUUCUUGUCUACCAGGUAAACCAAAACUGGAAAGGCCAAUACUGUCUCUGUGAUACUUAUUGAUAACCCCAUGGAGAUUUUGAAAAGUGUUAUUUCUUUUGUCCUCAAGCACUUUCAAAACCUUUGGGAUGUAAAAACUAAAACUCUUCUCAUGACCAACAGUAAAAAAUAUUGUUUAAUAACAUAUACAAGCUCCAUGACUCCUUUUGGUGCUAAUGAUUAUGAUAUUUCACAGACCAAACAUUUUACUACACUGAUACCCUUAGAUGUAUUACCUAGAAAUAAAAAGAAAAUGGGGGACAUCCAUGAAUCAGCAGUCUUGUUCAAAGCGUCAUUACCACCUUUUCUAGCAUGGGUUUGUACAUGAGAAUUCCCUUUUUUUUUCAUAUUCUCCUUCAAAUUUCUUAACUUUCUUCUAUUGUUUCGCACCUUUUCUGCCAUUAGGUAAAAUCAAAGUUGGAAAAAAAUGGGGAAAAUAUAAUGGAUGAUGGUAUCAUAAUAAAAUAGAUUCCUUGUAAGACAUUUUGAGUAGCAUGAGAAAACAGAGCAGAUAUGACCAAAAUACUGUGGAAUAUGGACUGACUGCAGAGCAGGGUUCCAGACAGAGCACAGUCCUUGAUAACAAGUCACACCUUUUCCUUUCUGGAACUAUCCUUGGAUAGACCAAGGCUUAGGAUUUUGUAGACAUUUUUAGUAUGAUAAGUGAGAAUAGCAACAGAUGAAAAGUUUCACAUCAUUUUUGUAUCUUCAAUAAACUUAGGAAAGGCCUGCGAGUUGUCCUUAACCAUCUUAUAUUAAUGUCGAUCUCAGAUUCAUGACCAUAUUUCCUUUUCCCUUUAUCUCCUCUUUUCCCACUCCCUCUUCUUUGCCUUUUUCCCCAUCCUGGUAUGUAUGUAUUACUGCAAAUCUCCAAUUCCAAUGGAGGUAUAUAUGCCUUUACUUAGCCAAUUUAAAAACAGGUCUCAAAUUGGAAGACGUGCUGCUGAGUGAGUUCCUGUUUCUUCAGUGCCAUGAUUUGAUACACUCUCAUGAAUGCAAAUUGUGGCAGUAAUUAAAUCUGUAUGCCGUGGGUGCUGUCAGGUGUUUCUGUGACUUGCUGCAUAGCAUAAAUAACUGAGUGAUGAAUCAUUGAAUGAGGAUAUGACGUGUAAUUCCACUGUUGGUAUUGAUGGUAACAGUCUUGGACCUGACACAACACUCUUGGAAGCUACUGAAUUAUAAAGCAAUGUGUCAACACAGCAGGAUAUUGAUAAUACAUUUCUAACAUUUCUCUAACAGAUUCUAUAAAGGUCCCAUCUCCUUCACAUGGAACUGUGUGUAUUAUUACCCAACAUUGGUAUUGUAAUUGGCUCACUAUGUUUUUCUUGAUUCUAUAAGAAAGCGACAGGCUUUCUAAAAGUUUGAACUGUCUUUUGUUUUGUUAUAUAGGAAGAGGAGAAAAAUCACUUUAAUUGAAAAUUAAAAGUUUAUAAUUACCUUGACUUCCCUAUUAAGCCAGCAACCAAAGGCAUCAAAAGAUAAACUAAUCAAGGUUACAAAAGAAUUUAUCUUUCUACUGAAUGUCCCUAAAUUUGAAUUUAUUACUUUUCUUUACAGCAAAGUUCUGAUCUCCUCAGCAUAUGAUGACUCAGCCUUGUCUCAUAGCAGUAUUAAAAAUAACUUGCUUUGUGAACUUUAAGGGCUUUGUGAGAACGGACUAAUUUAGUUCCAGAAUAACAGCUUCUGGGGUCACAUUUAUGUUAUGUUAUUCUUAUUACUUAGGUUUACAGCACUCCACCUGUCCCUCAAGGUUAAGAAGCAGCUUAGGAGCUCUAAGGUCCCUCUUCUCUUGGGUCUUGAGACAUGCAGUAGACCAUAGGCAUCACUCCUUGGCCCACUAGUGUGGACACUUGAGAAGCUGGGCCUUUACAUUCCAUAGUUCUGUGAAUUUCUGAUUAGGCCUUUUGAAUAUUUUUCCAGUGAUGUAUCUCAAAUUAGAGAACAAUCCUUGACAAUAUUAUAGGUGCAAUAAAUACCAGUUGAUUAAGUGUUUCAUUGCCAGAACAUUUUUGUUGUUGCUUUUUGUUUUGUUUUGUUUUUUAAAUGAAAGUCUGUAAAGUGGUAAUUGAGAAAGAAUCCUCUUAAUCUAGGGCAGGAUAUAAGUAAUAAUUCUUAGUGGCAGGGCAAUGUCUGCUCUGAUAGACCCCUUUUACAUAAAAUUGUUUACUGGUGGAAAAAAAGUUUUGGUUUAUUGUAAUGUAGUUUGACUUAUCCUGACAAGACCAUCUCUUCUAUUUGUGAUGUGAUAUUUUUCUUCUUUUAAUAAAAUUGUUAUACACAUGGCAAUCUUUUUUAGCUUCCAGUUAAAACACAUGUUCAGGUUCUAGAGUCAUGCUUGGAAAUGAUCGAUGGAAUCAUAUAAUUUUCUGGUAUGGCUUUGUAUAGAUGGCAUCCUCAAAGAAUUUAGUGGUUUCUCCUUUUCCUACACAAAGCUGUCUUCAUUUGUAUUCUUUUUAUUAGAUCUGUUGGAUUACAUUAAUAUUUAAUUAUAUAGAGUCAGUUUUCUUAUAUAAACUUCUUAAGUUACAUCAUUGGCUAUUUCUGGCUUUAAUUUCUGCCCCAUAUUUUAGUCAUUUUUGAUGACAACAUCUUUAAGUGGCAAGACAAUAACUAAAAAUGAAAUAAAUGUAUUAGCAUGCCAGUACCGUCAAGUUCUGAUUGUGAAAUUAUUAAGAAACCACUGACCAAAACCGGAUGCUUGGACUAGUAUGAUCCAAAGCAAUAGCUUGAUGGAGGGAGGAAGCAGAUUCUUUAUCUUCUAUUCAUGAACAUAUACCUUGGAAGGACCCGAGUGCCUGCCAGUGUUAGAUCAAGGAUUUGCUAGUCUUCUCUUUGAGCUAUUUCACAGCAUCAACUUUCAGUUAGGCUAAUUCUGAAAAAAUACCAGUUGCAAAUCAUUUUGAACUCGUUCAGCACCCCCCCACCAUGUAUCAUACUAGUGGCCUUAAAGAUAGGGGAAUUUUCCACGUCGUAAUCCUACAGAAUGCUGUGCAUCUCAUGGACACAUACACUUAAGGGUCACUUUCUCAUUAGCUUCUGGAAGAAGUUGUAGGAUUGAACGUUUUUUGUUUUCAUUUUUUAAAGCAAUGGCUUACUUUCUUACUUCAACCAUGGUCUUGACAAGUAUGUUUCAUGUCUCAUCCUUCUGACAAAAUGUAUUCCACAUAAGCAGCUAUUGUCAAACACUAAAUGAAGGUAUUUUCUUCUCUGGGUUUACUGUUCCUGUGGCAUGAGUUUAUCUGUGUUUGAAAGGAACAUUGUCAUCCCUUACACUGCACACACAGGCAAUAUUAGUUUAAGAUAUUAUCCCUCCAGAUAAGUCAUUAAUGUUGAAUAAUGUAGCUGGCAUUUCAUCUCCUUCCUAAAUCCCAGGAUAUUCAUGUUAUCAUUACUCCUGAGAGGCACUGUUUUUUUUACCUUUCUUUUCUUUUCUUUUCUUUUCUUUUUUUUUUUUUUGAGACCAGAUCUCAGUCUACAGCUCCAGAAAUCAGGCUGGCAUAGAAAUCACAAUGUAGUUCAGGGUGGCUUUGAAUUCAUUCUCAUGCCUCAGUCUUACUGGGAGUAUUGAUGUGAGCUACCACGGCUUGCUUGGUGAUCUUUGAAAUUAAAAGCAAAUGGAGGGAUAAAUAGCUGUGUAAAUGAAUUUAACAGUUAUGAUAGCUGAAAAUUAUUUGAAGGAUUUUUGUGGGAUGAGGCAGAGAGAGAAAUAGAAUGAAGCCCACCACACUGAAGCCACAGAGCCACAGGGAGAAUUUCUCAAAACAAACAAAACAAAACAAAACAAAAAAACAAAAAACCCUCCGGUAGCAGCUGCCUUUUUGUCAAGCAAAGGGUCAAUGCAAUCUGUGUAAAGAAAAUAUGAAGAUGACCUACAUUGUUGGUAGGAUUGAACCAGAUGCUCAAAUUUCUAAGCUGCAGUACCUUUCUUUAUGCUCAAUUAAAUAUAUGUUGACCAACAGCUAAUGAUAUUUAAAAACUAAAAGGCUUUUGUUCUGUCACAAAUGCACUACUCUCUAGGGAGUUGGCCGAAUGUCCUUAGGUCAAGAGACUGAUCCGCCUAGAUCCAAACUAGAAAUGCCUUGUCAGUCCCUGUUGAAAUCGAACUGGUUUUCCUGUUAAAAAUGGAAGAGGUAUCUUUUAGGCCUAGGUUAUGUGAAAUCAUGGAAGUUAUUCAUCUCAUUUGACUUAAUAAACAAUGUAUUCUCUUCAGGGUUUUGGAAGUGUUUUAGCAUAGGAGACUCCUCCAUUACAGAGUCCCCCAGUAGUCAGUGUUCCAUGAGAGAAGGAAAGGAGGGUCACAGCAGAAAUCCAUCUUGAAGGUCUGAGGAAAUCACAAAUGACACUUGAUAGGUUUCCCCAAUUCUGGGGAAAGUAACUUUGAAAGGGUGAAGGCCAAUUUGCUUCAUGUACAAAGUAACAAAACAGGGCUUUAACUUGAAAAUAAACUAACUAAAAGCAAUUUUUGCUAAUUAAAAUUUAUAAGCUUGCAAUUGUAAAAUAGCUUGCACCCUUUCCAAUCUGACAGGAGGCUCUUCCUUAGGCUUUAGAAAAGGAAACUUUUGUGCUUGAAUCAGUGUGGGGAGAAACAUACUUGAUUUUGGAUGGGACUUUUUCUGACUCCUUGGAUAAAAAAUUGGAAGACCAAGGAUGGUUACCAGUUUUUUUUUUUUUUUUUGGCCUCACCAGGUAUAUGAGUUAACUUUUAAUUUUUUUUUAACUUUCCCACUGGUUUCAAGCAGAAUGGCAGAGGUUGAGACUUAUUUUGAUGAAAUUCUUGGUCAGUGGUGACUCUAGAGGGUAAUAUAGGGAGAGGUAUAAAAGUGGGGCACUAGGUUAGCUGUGUAUAGCCCUACAAAAAUAAAGAAUCGGUGGAGGCUUUAGGAAAAGUUUGAACAGGAGUUUUAUCAUCUAUGAGAUGGACCUGUUAGAAAUAAGCUGAAGAUUAGAUGAGAUAAAUGUAAAAUAUGUUGAUCAGCAAACAGGAAGAACUCAAAUAUUAGGGAUUUUGUCUGUUGGUCUCUCUGUCCCCCCCCCCCUCUCCUUGUUUAGACUUUGGAAGUAGGAACAGAGACAUGUGACUUUUGUCCCAGGUACUUGGGAAGGUGAGGUGGGAGCUAGGGCAACAUAGGAGAUUUUAAGGAAUGGUUUGGGGCAGUCUGUUACAAAUCAAAGGAUUCCAUUUCUACAAAGCAGUCUUGGAUUCACUUUGCUUUUAGAUGCCAGUCACCCAUGUUUCUUUCAUACAUUUUGAGAGACAUUCUGUCUCAAUAGACGAUUCAAGGGUUGUAAAUUCCUUAUUAUCAGGAAACUCUCUUCGAACUGAAAUACCUCACAGUGCAAUGUAAACCUCUUCUUGAUCUCAUUCUCCAUGGGAAGAAAACAUCUUGGUUGUUAUCUUUAAGGGGUCACAUAUUCUGUCUAUUAUUGCCCUUUGUCUAUGUUUGAAAACUAAGUCACAAAAGCAUGUUGAGGUGGUUAUUUUUAUUUAUUUAUUUAUUUUUUGGUUUUACGAGACAGGGUUUCUCUGUAUUGUUUUGGAAGCUGUCGGUCCAGCCCGGCCUCGAACUCUCAGAGAUCCGCCUGCCUCUGCCUCCCGAGUGCUUGUGUGCGUGUGCCACCACCGCCCGGCGAGGUGGUUAUUGUUACCCUCUUGGUGAACAUCAGGGUAGUUGUUGAUUAGCUCUUCAAUUACCCAUGCAUUUCUCCCUUUACUAAUGAUGCAUAGUGGAUGACCAAGGAAGAGUCAUUCUGGUUGUGUGGCUCUUCUUUCCAUCUGUAGGUAAAAAUGGAAGCAUAAAUCCCAGUUAUGUGAUCUGCUUUUAGAAUUAAUUCCAUAUAUGACAUUACUUGAUGAAUGUAUAACUAAUACUCCAAAAUGUUUUUAUCCCCCUUUCUAUGUGUGUGCUACCUUUUGAAAUAAAAAUUGGGGUAUUAACUCCUAACAGAGCAAAAAUUCAUAUACAGAGUAAGAAAAGAAAUCUGUUUGGUUAGAAUAAUUCACUAGUUGUUGAAUGGCACAUAGCUCUUGUUUAAGAUUACACAGUUAUUCCUGGAUAAAAUAAUAAUAAUAAACUUGAUAAAGCCCUCUGAAAAACAGCUACUAAGUAUACUGCUUCUGGAAUGUAAUCAUUAGGAAUAAAUCUUCUCAUGCUCUAUACAAUUACACAAUGCUAGUGGAACUUUCUUGUAGACUAUUUGACAAUGAAUGUCAGUUGAGUUACUAAAUGAAAUUUUUAAAGUAAUUGUAUCCUUUAAGGACUGGCUGAGAUUUUUCAGGUCCCUGACAUAAAACAUUUCAAAUGAGUGGGAUGCUGGCUUCUAACUUCUACUCAUUGGAAUGUCCGUUUAGGCAUACCAGAUGGUUGGAGCUCUCUUGAUGGUGUGUAAACAAGAUACACAAAGCUGUCUUAACUAGUGCAUGAGUUAAAAACUCUAUUUUCAGAAAAGAAAAAAAUUCUGCUAAAAAUUUCAUUGAAGAACUAAGACAAGAAUUUGAACAAACAUAUGCCCUAUAUAUUAUUGCACACAUUUUAAUGCAUGACUUUUAGCAUAGGGAUGAAAUAAAAUGCAAAAUAUUUAGUUCUGGAGAUCUCAGCAGAUAGUUAAAAUAUUUACAGAAGUUGCUUUGUAAAGACUUAGAAAAUCCUUGAUUUUCUUCAUUUUCUUAUCUCUCCAUUAAAACACAGAUAUUUUACAUAUACAGUUUCAGCAAAGAGGUUGACCAGUGAAUUUUAUGAACUCAAUUCCUAAUAUAUGGCUACUGGUUUUAUGCAUAGGUUAUCAGUAAACACAUAUAUAUAUAAUCACUAUAUAAAUCCUAAUAAUCUACUUUAAUGUAAGUAUAGUUCUUGGUCUUAAAUGUCAAUAUGCAGAUGCUAACAGUAUAAUAUAUAUUUUGUGUUCGUGUAUUAUUUUUACUUAACAAAAAGGCCAUUAGAAAUCUAAACCACUGGUAACUCAAGUACAAUUAGUUAAAUACAUUGUGUAGAAAGAAUAUUUAUAAAAACUCAAUCCAGCUUCAAAAAAGGGGACAAAGAGGAACCAGGAACCCAAACAUUUCAAAGUUAAAUUAUAUCUUUUAAAGAUUCACACAAUUCACACACUGUAACUCACACCUUUGACAUAUAAAUUCAAUGUUUUUAGUAUACUCACUAUAUUGUACAUUGUCACUAUUGUCUAACUUCAGAAAGUGUCAUUCCCAAAAGGUUCUGUAUCCAUUAGUAGUCAAAUAUCCUCCUUUCCCAGCAUUUGGCAAUGAUCCAUCUGCUUUCUGUCUUUAUGGAUUCAACUCUCAUAUGCUAUAACCAUACAAUGUGUAGCCUCUUGUGCCUGGCUUCUGUUAAAGUUUUCAUCUAUGUUGUAGCAUGAGUCAGUAUGUUCUUUGUAUGGCUAAGUAAUAUUCCAGUGUGUGUGUGUGUGUGUGUGUGUGUGUGUGUGUGUGUGUGUGUGUGAUUUGAAUUAAUCACCUUUUGGACAUUUAGAUUGUUUCUAUUUUCUAGUUAGUAUAAGUAAUGCUGCUAGAACAUUUGUGUAAUUUUUGUACAUGGUCAUAUGGCUCCUUACAUAUCUCAAAAACUAGUAGACUAACAAAUCAAGCAAUUUAUAUUUAUUUAAAUAGAAUCUCUUAAGUCCUGCUUGGAGAAUGAAACUUAAGAUCUUGGUUAAAUUGGUCAAUUGGAUCCCUGAAUAAUGCCUAGCUGUCAGGUAUGUUUGUAAGAAUCUUUCUGUGAGGAUGUCAUUUCGAUAUGGUUAUCAAUUUCUUGAGGACUCCUUCAGUCUUUGUAGAGAUUCCAUUGUCAUCACUGAAAAUUUCAGUGUUCAGCAUUCCUUUAAAGACAGCUACCAAUCAUUACUGAAGAGGGCAUUCAUUAAACCUUGUAGGACCAAUUAAGAAUCAUUUUAAAGGUAUGGUUUCUUAUUUAUCAACUGUCUCAACAUUUGAAUCUUCCUUCUUGGGAAAACGAUCAACAAAUUGCCAAAUCUACAGAGUGUUGUAGUUUAAGUUUUCAUUAUUAAGAACUAAUUCAUAAUGAGAGUAAAAGUGUAAAGAAUGUAUUUUGUGUGUAAAGAAUGAAUGUAUUUAACAAAGUCUUUUUAUUUGUAAUGAUUUUUAAAAAAAGCUGAAUGGAAAUUGAUUUCCCAUGUACUUGUACAUAAAUAAACAUUUCCUGUUGCCCCCGA
Messenger RNA from Mesocricetus auratus (golden hamster), 9629 nucleotides. It is a transcript of the gene Rab30, whose product is annotated as RAB30, member RAS oncogene family. Gene Ontology annotation, biological process: Rab protein signal transduction. Gene Ontology annotation, molecular function: GTPase activity; GTP binding. The transcript is spliced from 6 exons. Gene Ontology annotation, cellular component: trans-Golgi network. Bases 396 to 1007 code for a protein of 203 amino acids. The record is from RefSeq and is a predicted model, not a curated record. Lineage: Eukaryota; Metazoa; Chordata; Mammalia; Rodentia; Cricetidae.